AUGAAAGCCCUACAUCAGUUGAUCGCACCCAAUGCGAGCAGUCUCAAGGAGAGCGAGCUCUUGCUUGAAAUCAACAAUAGGGGAAAUGCAGAUUAUUGUCGCGGUGUCAAGCGGCAGUGUCUUUCAGUUCAGAGAAUCUCCGGCAUGGAUGAUGACGCAGCCCCCAGUGUACGCGGCAGGUCGUUUCUAGAAACAAAAUGGGAGUCUGAAAAUUCGCGCAAGCGACGCAAACUCCCUGCGACAACGAACAGCAUGGACGACCACAUGAUCUCCGAUGACCCGCAGGACAAAAAGGACGAGGACAUGGCCGAAAUCGGGGAAUCCCCGGGUGGGACCACGUCAAACGGGGACAGUGCUGUGCAGGAACCUGAGGAAACCGGCGAAUCCCCGACGCAUACCCCGGGCCCCUGCGCUGUCGGGGCAGCCUAUCCCGACAUGCUACAUGGUGAGCCUGAUUGCCUGACAAACAAAGAGUGUGGGGUGAACGUGAACAUAAAUGCCCGCGAUACUAUCGUCCAGGACGAAGUCCGCGAGCUUCAACCCACAGUCGCUGCAGACGGUGCAGCUGCUACCGAAAAUGCCCUGGAUGUAGGGACGGCGGCCGAUGAAGAAGAGCUGCAGCCAGAUGUAGCUACUGUUACUCCAGGCGGGGAAAGCAAGGAUACGAUAGCAAUCCCAGCAGGAAUGUCAGCCGCGCAAGAGUCGAGACUCGUCCGAUCGGCACUACGCAGUUCUCUGGAUGGAGAUGAUACAGCACUGCUGAAUAACUUUCUAUCCAAGGCCAAAGCGAAACGCGAAGCCAAGGCAGCCGCAGAGGCCGAGGUGGCGGCAACAAUUAUUGCUUCAGAUUCCGAGGAGAAGGAGCUGGAGCAGCCUUUGCAAUCCCAGAAGGUUCUCGUUGAAAUUCCCACCCCCGAGCGCCGUGUGCUAGAAGACCUAGAUGCGAACACAUCGUCACCCCAGAAGUCACCCUCUAAGCCAGCCGAGAAAAAUGAGAACGUGGGCGACAAUGACUCUGCCAGUCCAGUUACUCGUCGGAGCACGAGAGUAAGAUCGCUCCAGAGAGCAGUCGCGCCGAGUUUACGGACGACCCUCUCGCUCCGUCGCGCCAGGGGAAAUGAGUUUGUCUUCCUUCAGCGAACCGAAGCGCAAGAAACGGCUCUGGCAACCCGGCGUAACACCAAGCAGAACAAAGGAGAUGCGUUGAUGCCAAAAUUCAAGCUGCAGGAGUUGGCUCGCCAAACUCCAGAAUCGAAUUAUAGCACCUUCAGCGACGGUCCUAGAAAGAGCAACAAACCAAAGAAAUACGUUACGUGGAACGAAGAACGUCUCGUCGAGUAUGAGGGCGAUGUGUUAGGAAGCGACGACGAACUCGCCGGCGGCAGCCAGAAUCUCAAGGCCACGACAGCAUCAAAGCCAAACCCCGCCGAGAGAAAAAGGGGGGCAGCCAGUAGUAGCCGCAGUUCUCUGUCGCAGGGGUCUCUCAAGAUUGGUGCUAGCGCAAAGCCCGCGGCUCCAGCUGCAGCAACUACUGCACCUCCUACUGCAGCUCGGGGCCGUCGCGUGCGGCGGUUGGGACCACCAAAGCCACUUGAAUCCACCGUCAUGAUUGACUCGAACGACUCGGCGUCAUCGCCGCCGUCGCCCAACACCGCUGCAGGCUCAACACCCGUUGCGCAGAGGAAAAAGCUGACGCCCAAAUCGCCGAAGACCAGUCUGAGCAGGACCGCUCUGAAAGUUCCUGCCGCCGCUGCCGCUACUAGUAAUACUGAGUUGCCCUCACUGCUGAGCGGCGGGCGCUCAGUCAAGACAAAUCUUCUCAAAGUCAAUGCGGGCUCCACCCCGAUGCCGAGGCGUGUUCGCCGAGCUUAA
Molecule: messenger RNA, 1872 nt
Organism: Aspergillus nidulans FGSC A4
Lineage: Eukaryota; Fungi; Ascomycota; Eurotiomycetes; Eurotiales; Aspergillaceae
Exons: 2
Coding region: 1-1872 (623 amino acids)
Source: RefSeq, a predicted model, not a curated record